CUCCUGCAUGACGACCACCCGGAUCCACCCCUCCCCCGAGACGACACGGCCUCUGAUUCGCCACCGCAGCGGCGGAGAUUCGUCGGCGGCGGCGGCGGCGCUGCGGUACACGGUGUGGAAGAGGUCCAGCAUGGGCUUCCAGGGCACCGACGGCUUCUCCGUCUACGACGCCGGCGGCGCCCUCGCCUUCCGCGUCGACAACUACUCGCGCCGCCGCAAGAUCUUCGUCGGCGAGCUCCUGCUCAUGGAUGGCCAAGGCUCGCCUCUUCUUGCCCUCAGGCCACAGGCACUGUCCAUGGCCGGUCACGGUCCCAGCUUCUGGGUCGAGGGCUGUUUCAGGAGAAGAAGCUGCAAGAUCCGCAACAGUGAUGGCAAGGAGGUGGCAAGGAUAACGAGGAAGAAGGCUGAAGCCGCAGCGAGUUCUUUGAUGCUUGGUGACGACGUGUUCAGGCUCAUGAUCCAGCCGAAUGUGGAUUGCACGAUGAUCAUGGCUUUCAUCGUUGUUCUGGACCGGAUCUGCUCGAAGCCGUUCACACCCAUGAUGUGCUCCUCAUAG
Panicum virgatum (switchgrass) is the source of this 556-nucleotide messenger RNA. Its product is annotated as protein LURP-one-related 8-like. Bases 8 to 556 code for a protein of 182 amino acids. The transcript has 2 exons. The record is from RefSeq and is a predicted model, not a curated record. Lineage: Eukaryota; Viridiplantae; Streptophyta; Magnoliopsida; Poales; Poaceae.